Molecule: messenger RNA, 4247 nt
Organism: Menidia menidia (Atlantic silverside)
Lineage: Eukaryota; Metazoa; Chordata; Actinopteri; Atheriniformes; Atherinopsidae
Source: the annotation of a GenBank genome assembly
ACCAUCACACUGCAGCAACCCACCAAUGACUUGACGUGAACCUGAAACUAUAGUCGAAUGGGAGGAGAGUGUUCACCUGGGAUAACAGAGGCACUUCCUUCUCCUCCCUGACAGUGAACAGGUUAGUGGUGCCUGCUGACCUGCAACCAAUCCCACCCCACCGGCUCCCUCAAUCUGAGGAAAGCUUCUCCGCCCCUAUCACCUUGUGAGGAGAAGUCUGCAAUGAUGAGGAGGAGCGAAAACUACCUCCCAGUCCCUGGUGAGGAGAAAAGCCUGGACAGAGACUUUGACGACGGCAAGGGCACGAACGAGUCCAUACCCAUGAAAACUCUCUAUGCGGGCGACGGCUCGCUGCUGCACCCGCACCUUGGGCCGCACUUCUCGGACGGCCGGCGGCGCGUGGACUACGUGCUGGCCUACAGCGUCCAGAAGCCCAGCAGCAUCCGCCGGCGCUCCUCCCGCUUCGCCGAGGGCAACUUCUUCCGGCAGCUGCGGCGCAGCCUGAGCAUGAGGAGCAGCCGGGCCCCGCUGCAGCCCAAGGAGGACCCCGAGCUGGCCGCCAAGGAGCAGCGCGCCGACUACCACGAGGACGACAAGCGCUUCAGGAGGGAGGAAUUUGAGGAGAACCUCAGAGCGACCGGACUCGAGCUCGAAAAGGACGAAGGGACUAAAAUUCCUGGGGUUGGCUUCUUGAAGAUCCAUGCCCCGUGGAACGUUCUGUGUCGAGAGGCUGAAUUCAUGAAACUCAAGAUGCCAACGAGAAAGGAUUAUAACGUCAAACAAGGCAGCAAUGUGGUGGAGAAGAUCCGACUGUUCAUUCACAAAGUGACGACUCCUCUCCACCCGGACGUGGAUACCAACCAACCAGAAAACGUCAAAUUCCUGUCUCAUCCCUUUUCUAGAGAGAAGCAGCAUCUAUUCAAUCUGUCUGACAGAGACAAAUUCUUUGACACGAAGACCCGGAGCUCAAUAGUCUAUGAAGUACUGAAGAGGACAAGAUGCACGAGGGAAAAAUACGCCAUGGGGAUCACCAGUCUACUGGCCAAUGGCGUCUACACGUCUGCUUAUCCUCUGCACGACGGAGACAUCGAGGGAGCGAAUGCGGAACCUAACGACAGAAAGCUGCUGUACGAGGAGUGGGCCAGCUACAGCGUUUUCUACAAGUACCAGCCCAUUGGACUCAUCAGGAAGUACUUUGGGGAGAAGGUCGGGCUCUAUUUUGCCUGGUUAGGGGUCUAUACGCAGAUGCUGAUUCCUGCUGCCAUUGUGGGAGUCAUCGUGUUCCUCUAUGGCUGCGCCACUGUUGAUGAUAACAUACCUAGCAUGGAGAUUUGCGAUCCCAGGCACAACAUCACCAUGUGCCCGCUGUGCGACCGGGCCUGUAGUUACUGGAAGCUGGUGACGGCGUGUGGCACGGCCCGAGCCAGCCACCUGUUCGACAACCCCGCCACCGUCUUCUUCUCCAUCUUCAUGGCCCUCUGGGCUGUUCUCUUUAUGGAGCACUGGAAGAGGCGUCAGAUGCGGCUCAACUACGCCUGGGACCUGACAGGCUUCGGAGAGGAGGAGGAGGAUCACAACCGAGCAGAGUAUGAGCUCCGGGUCAUGCAAAAAACUAUGAAGCAGGAUCAAUCGGCCCCAAAGGAAGAGAAGGUGAAGCUGACGUGUACAGACAGACUGCCGGCUUACCUAACCACUGUGGUGAUGAUGGGCUUCAUGGUGACGGUGACGUUCGUCAUCGUCUUCGGCGUCAUCCUGUAUAGGAUCAGCAUCAAGGCCGCGCUGCACAUAAGCAGCUACCCCACGGCGCGCUCCAACAUCCGAGCCACCGUCAAAGGCACCGCCGCCGUCAUAAACCUCAUCAUCAUCAUCAUCCUGGACGAGAUCUACGCCGCCAUCGCCCGCUGGCUCACCACACUGGAGGUGCCAAAGACAGACAAAAGUUUUGAAGAGCGUCUCAUUUUCAAAACUUUCAUCCUGAAGUUCGUCAAUGCCUUCACGCCAAUUGUCUACUUGGCUUUUUUCAGGGGCAGGCUUGUUGGAAGACCUGGAAACUACUUGUAUGUCGUUGGCUCCUACAGAAUGGAAGAGUGUGCCCAUGCAGGCUGCCUAAUGGAGCUGUGCAUCCAGUUGUGCAUCACCAUGCUCGGCAAGCAGCUGAUCCAGAACAACCUGUUUGAAAUUGGCAUUCCGAAGCUUAAAAAACUGCUCGCAAAGAGAAAGUCAGAGCUGGAAGAGGAGGAGCUGAGCAAGACUCUCCAGCGUCAUGAGAAAGACCACUUCUUGUGUCCUUUUGCUGGCAUCAACUCUGAGUACAUGGAGAUGAUUAUCCAGUUUGGGAUGGUGACUCUUUUCGUGGCUUCCUUUCCUCUGGCUCCGCUCUUCGCUCUUCUGAACAACAUCAUCGAAAUCCGGCUCGAUGCCAAGAAGUUCGUCAUGGAGCUGCGCAGACCCAUCGCGGCCAAAGCCAAAGACAUCGGUAUCUGGUACAACCUCUUGAGGGGCCUGAGCAAAGUAGCAGUCAUCGUAAAUGCCUUCGUCAUCGCCUUCACCUCCGACUUCAUCCCUCGGCUGGUCUACCAGUACACCUACAGUCCCGACGGCACGCUGCACGGCUUCGUCAACCACACUCUGUCAUACUUCAACGUCAGCGAUUUUGAGCCAAUGACGGAUCCUCUGGAGCCCAUGCACCUGGGCCACGAGGUUAUAAUCUGCAGAUAUAAGGACUACAGAGAGCCUCCUUGGUCCAGCACGCCUUACGAGCUAUCCAAGGAAUUCUGGGCCAUUCUAGCUGUCCGCCUGGGAUUCGUUAUCGUUUUUCAGAACGUGGUGAUGCUCAUGAGUGACUUUGUGGACUGGCUGAUACCCGACAUCCCCAAGGACAUCAGCCUCCAGAUUCACAAAGAGAAGAUCCUGAUGGUGGAGCUCUUUAUGAAGGAGGAGCAGGGUAAACGGAUAGCGGCGCGGGACCACCACAGCCCGGACAACUUCAACAGCCCCUCAUCAGCCCCCGAUUCGCAUCCAUAUCCGCCACAGCCCCGCUCCCGCCCCGUCAACCACGCCAGAGCGGGCUGGUGAAAAAAAGGCGAACAGCCUCAGCAGUGACAGAUGGUCAGUUUUUCAUCUUUAGCUAACCUUUUAUUGUGUUUUUACAAUCAUUUUUCAGGACUUUUGACAUAAUCAUACGAGAGUUUUUUUUUCCUCUUAUCCUAACUACAUUUUUUUUUUCUCUGCACAUGGACAGUUCCCUGAUGUAUGAUAAUAAUCCCUCAUAGUUUCUGAUUUGGUGUAUUUGAAAGAACAAAAGCCAUGAGCUUCAUAGGAGUUCAAACUCACCUGAGGAAGGAGGGUCAGAUCCGUCCGCAUCGUCACAUUUUUAAUACAGCUUUUUUUUUUUUUAAGCACACCUUCACAAAUCCGUCCAAACGCUUCUCCUCGGACUACUUUUACUGUUGAGAUCCAACACAAGGAGAGAUUUCCUGACAUCUGUGUUUUUAGCUUUGAUAGUCUUUUUUUAAUUUUUGCACAGUUAUGUAUAUUUGUGGGAAUUGUUGGUGUUUUUAUAUAUAAUAUCUAACGUGGCCUGUUACACAUGCUUAGUUUGUGGGGAAAAAUGGCAGGUUUUGGAAGACUCCUGUUGACUGGUACAAUGAACACUAUAUCGAUCUUUGUCCUAAUUAGUACCUUUUGGAUAUAAUCAAAUAGCCUGACAAUGCUUAGUAGUGUCAUUUCUGGAAGCACAUGUCACUGUAUUAACUCUAAUUAACUGGAACCCGUAUAGCUGCAGCAAACAAGAUUUAAGUUUCAAGUAUUAUCAUAUGGUGUCAUGUUCCACCUCAGCGUGCUGAGAUGAUGUAUAUACCUUGAUUCCCUUUUUAUUAAAAUCACUUAGAAAUCAGAAAAUGAGACACUGAAAAAUGCUAUUUAGUGUUCAAAAGAUUCAUCCCCUUUUUACAUUACCGUUUGGAAAAGUGGACAAGCCAGUUUUCGAAAAACAUAUAUACAUAUUCCACUCAUCUAAACAAGAUGGACUCUCCAGGAGCAACUCAGAGCUGGACUUCUGACUCAGUAAAGAAACAGCCGCCAUUGAUCUGGUUCUCUCAUCUGAAUGUGUUGAACAGCUCGUUUUGGACUUUAUGUAACGACAGUUUGAUGGAUGAACAUUUGGAAUUAUCUGGAAACAGAUUAAAGUGGUAUAGGAGGUGGAUGGAUGGAUGGAGGGAUGGAUGGAUGGAUAGUUUGAGAUGGAG